AUGCAUUCCACGCACAUCCUCAAGCUGCUGGUGGCAGCCCUGUCUGCCAACACCCUCACCCAGGGCUUCAUCAUCGACGCUGCAAUCCUCAACCGACAUGGCAUCGAGCUGGCCCGCAGGCAGGGACUCGUGGGGGACGCUCUCAACAAUGCCGCCGACGCUGUAACCGGUAGCGGCGGUGCAGCCGUAACAACUACCAGCGAAGAGUCCACCCCCACCACAGCCACAGCGGCCGAGGAGACCACGAGCACCACCUCCAGGGAGACAACGGCCACCUCGACAUCUCAGGACUCAGCACCUACCACAUCCGAGAAUGCUCCCUCGCCGACAACCACCUCCUCCGGCGACACACCGGCGCCGUCGACUACCGCAGGCGGCACCGCUGCUACAACACUAUCCUCCGAGACUACAUCCAGCGGAGCGUCUACCUCAGCCACCACAACUGCGGAGCCCAUCACAUCCACCACCGUCGUCGUUGUCACUGCCACGGAUGGGUCGGUUAGCAGCUCCACAUCCGUUUCGGUCUCGACCCCGACGCCAGGCUUGAGCGAAGCCAACAGCAAUGGUAGCUCCGGGAUGCCCGAGUCGACCAAGAAAACUAUCAUUGGUGUUGUUGUCGGCGUUGGAGGUGCCAUCGUCCUGGCUGUUGCCGGUCUCUUCGCCUGGAGGAUCUGGGGCCGCAAGAAGGCCAACGAGGAGAAUGACGGUCUGAUGAGCUACAACAACGGAGCUGAGGGCAAGAGCGAGGUUGGCGGCCUUAAUGCCGGAUCCACCGUUACUGGCAGUGCGCGGUCUCCAUUCCAAAGCACGCUGGAGAGCUACCAUGCCCCAAGUAAUGUCAACGCUUCCUCAAACUUCUAG
Molecule: messenger RNA, 861 nt
Organism: Diaporthe batatas
Lineage: Eukaryota; Fungi; Ascomycota; Sordariomycetes; Diaporthales; Diaporthaceae
Exons: 1
Coding region: 1-861 (286 amino acids)
Source: RefSeq, a predicted model, not a curated record